AUGCCAGUUCACUCUAUGGAAAAGGCAUUUCAAUGUGAACAAUGUUCAGCUAAAUUUACACAUAAGGAAUCAUUACGUAUUCACUUGAAAGGAGAUUCUGGUAUCAAGCCUUUCCAGUGCAAGGAGUGUGGUAAAAAUUUCCUUUUAAUGUCUUUGUUAAAAGACCAUAUGCGGAGACAUACGGGAGAAAGAAGGCAUACCUGUGGAGAUUGUGGGAAAAUGUUUUACAAUGCAAGUGAGCUUGCAGGUCAUGCAAGAGUACAUGCUGGCCUUAGACCGUAUGUCUGUCAAAUAUGUAAAAUGACCUUCAGGAAACCAGAAAAGUUAAAAGAACACAGAAGAAUAAAUCACGAGGGAGUUCGAGCGUUUCAGUGUCAGAUAUGCAAGAAAGAGUUUACAUCUGCCGCCCUUUUCGAAUCUCAUAGGCAUACGCAUUCUUCUGAUCGAUGCUUUGUUUGCGGUAUUUGCAACAUGACGUUUAAGCGCAGAUCCACCCUAGAGAAACAUACAAAAGUUCACAAGGAGUCUGAAGCAUACGAUGUGUCUUGUGAUAUUUGUAAGAAAACAUUUGCACACAAAAAAACACUUGAUAUGCACAUGAAGUCUCAUGUAAAAGAUGGCGCGUAG
Mercenaria mercenaria is the source of this 627-nucleotide messenger RNA. RefSeq names its product zinc finger protein 227-like. The transcript has a single exon. Gene Ontology annotation, cellular component: nucleus. The coding region runs from base 1 to 627 and encodes 208 amino acids. Lineage: Eukaryota; Metazoa; Mollusca; Bivalvia; Venerida; Veneridae. The record is from RefSeq and is a predicted model, not a curated record.